ACAAAUCCUGACGAUCGGGACACAGACAGCCUGGCUUCAACUUCAACUCCUUCAACUAGAUCUAGAUCUAAUUCUAGACCUACUUCUACAUCUACAUCAUCACUACAAAUGGCAGAUCCAACUAGAUCUAGUCAUGAAAUUUGCAAGUCGUCUUCUUAUCAAAAGUUGAAUAAGCCAGAUGACACAGUCACAGAGAACAGCAGUUUGAGUGGCUACAGAUUUAUAAACAUAGAAGAUCUGGUAUCUUUUAUAAAUUUAUUUCCCUGCCCUUCAUGUGGUGAAACUAAGGAUAAUCUGUUUCAUAUUAAUGAACAGUUAACAGGGAUCAACACCAAAUUAACAUUUGAGUGCAGUAUGUGUAAGAACAUUAGUACAUUUUCACACAAAGAAAAUGUAAACCUAAGGUUUCAAGUUGCCAUGUAUGGCAUUGGUUGCCAUGAAAACAAGGGGCGUCGUUUUCUGGCUGCUAUGGAUAUGCCACAGCCUGUCUCCAGUGUUAGGGCAGCUGUGUAUAAAACUAGGAUACACAAUGCUACAAAGCAGGCUGCAGAUAUGAGCAUGAAACAGGCAGCAGAGGAAUUACAAGCUGUUGAGGCCACAAGUGAGGUGACUGUCUCCUGCGACGGAACCUGGCAGCGCAGGGGUUUUUCAAGCAAAAAUGGCAUAUCAACUUGCCUCUCAGUGAGCAACAAAGUGCCUGCAAAAGUCCUGGAUGUAGACAUUCUCACAAAUCAUUGUGACACCUGUUGCAAGAUGGCCAAAAAACUGGGUGACGAUGAAUUUGCCAAAUGGCUUGAAGGCCACAAACAUUUGUGCAAAAAAAACCACGAUGGAUCGGCAGGUGCUAUGGAACCAGCUGGACUAAAAAAGAUCUUUCGCAGAUCAGAACAACUAUAUAAUUUAAAGUACACAAACUAUUUAGGAGAUGGGGACUCUAAAAGCUAUAAGCAAAUAGCUGAAGCUGUUCCUCCAAUUUAUGAAGGCACCUCCAUUACUAAGUUGGAGUGCUGCGGGCAUGUGCAAAAAAGGAUGGGGAAAAAACUUUUAGAUAAAGUAGCUGAAAAUAAAAAUGUUAGUUUUACUGAAGGGGGGAAGAAGUAUAAAGGUAUUGGGGGCAAAGAUAGAUUGACUAAAGUAGCUAUAAAAAGAAUUCAGGGGCAUUAUGGGGGGGCUAUUCGUUCAAAUGUAGGUAAUUUAGACAAGAUGAAAAAGGCUAUAUGGGCAAUUUGGGAGCAUAGGAAAGGUAUUCAUGUAAAUUGUGGUGAGUGGUGCACAGGUCAGAUAAAAAAUAUGUUACCUAAUUUUGUUAUGGAAAUUAUAAAGCCUGUAUUUGUUGAACUUUCCAGUGACACUCUACUAAAAAAAUGUUUGCACGGUGGUACGCAAAAUGCUAAUGAAGCGUUCCACCAUAUUAUUUGGGAAAAAUGUCCUAAAGUUACUUUUGUAGGGAAAGAUAGGUUAGAAAUUGGAGUGUUUGAUGCUGUGAUAGUUUAUAAUGAGGGGGAGAUGGGUAGGCUAGCAAUUUUUAGGAGUUUAGGUCUAAAUUGUGGGUACCACUGUAUUUCGGCUUUUAAAAAAUUUGACACCACCCGCAUAAAAGCAGCUCAAAAAUUUAUAAAUGCACCCCUUACUAGGGGAAAAGGAAAAAAAAACCUUGUACAGACCCUAAAGAUGACUCCUAUGUGGCAGGAGGUCACUAAUUUAACUUGUUUUUUAAAUAACUGCAUUUUAUAUCACAUUUUUGUUGUUUUCUCAAAAUAUGGAAUUUCAAAAAAAAUAAUUCUUGUGUACAUCAUAUCUCCAAAAGUUUUCAAUAUUUUUAUGUCAUAUUUGACACACACUUCAAGUAAUAUUAUUAGAACACAUUGUGCUAAAAUAAUAGCUGUAUCUCCUUUCCUUUUUUUAAAACAAUUUUUUUUUCACCCACCCCCUGUUAAUUUCUGA
This is a messenger RNA of Physella acuta, 1944 nucleotides long. RefSeq lists its product as uncharacterized. The record is from RefSeq and is a predicted model, not a curated record. NCBI's taxonomy places the organism in Eukaryota, Metazoa, Mollusca, Gastropoda, Physidae.